AUGUUUUGCGUUUUGUAUACUUUCCUUUCAGAUAUCAAUGAGUGUACGACUAAGGUCCAUAAAUGUGCUGCGAAUGCUUUCUGCAAUAACACUGAUGGAUCAUAUAACUGCACAUGCAGCCCUGGAUUCACUGGAAAUGGAACAGCAUGCACCGGUAUGUCAUUACGACCAAUACUUGUAAAACUAUAUUAUGAGGUCUAAGAAAGAAGCAUCCCAUACAUAGAGUGCUUCUCUCCGUAUUACCUUAGGGUGGAUUUCCACUGUCGCGUAAUUUUUACGUGCCGGUGCGUAAAAUUUACGUUCGCAAAUGAAAUAGAGGCAAUGCAUAAAAGGGCGCACGCAACGUCAAAGUUGAACUUCGCUCAACUUCAAGUUUAAGCUCGACACUUUGUACCUUACCUCUAUUUUAUUUACUCGAGUAGAAUUUACGUGCCUUUACACGUACGUAAAGAUCACGUGACAGUGGAAGUCCACCCUUACUCAGCUUACUUAUGAAAACCCGUCUGUAAAAAUAAGAGCUUUUUUUUACUGUCUUUUUAGAUAUUAACGAGUGUACGACUAACGUCCAUAACUGUGAUCCCAAUGCGUUCUGUAAUAACACUGAUGGGUCAGAUGGAUCUUAUACCUGCACAUGCGCUCCUGGUUAUGCUGGAAAUGGAACAGCAUGCACCGGUAUAUCAAAAAUCGUUUCUGCUGCAGUAUUGGAAUUAUGUUUCGUUGAUCCGUUUUGCCCGCGUCAUCUUUAAUAUUUUCUUGAUUAUUCUCUCCUUUUAGAUAUCAACGAGUGCACGACUAACGUCCAUAACUGUGAUCCCAAUGCGUUCUGUAAUAACACUGAUGGAUCUUACACCUGCACAUGCGCUCCUGGAUAUACUGGAAAUGGAACAGCAUGCACCGCCGGUAUAUCAUUAUAA
Messenger RNA from Porites lobata, 914 nucleotides. NCBI's taxonomy places the organism in Eukaryota, Metazoa, Cnidaria, Anthozoa, Scleractinia, Poritidae. The record is from the annotation of a GenBank genome assembly.